UUGAAAUAUUAUCAUAACAAGCAUCCUGGCAUGAGGUUUCCAAUGUUCUCUUCCCCAUGGAUCUCUUUUUUACUUUUCUUUCUCUCAACCUCUGUCACUGCUUUGCAGUUUAGGAUCCCAAGGCUUAGUCCUAUUGGUGAAAAGUUUCUACAUCAUUCUAAAGCUCUGGAAUCACCUCCUUCUGAUGACUUCAAGACAUUCUAUUACAAUCAAACACUCGAUCAUUUCAACUAUAGGCCUGAAAGCUACAUAACAUUCCCUCAAAGAUAUAUAAUCAACUUCAAGCAUUGGGGUGGUGCAAAUUCGAGCGCUCCAAUUCUUGCUUACUUAGGUGCUGAAGCACCAAUAGAUGACGAUUUGGAUGCUAUUGGGUUUACGACGGAUAAUGCCAUUCAGUUCAAUGCUCUUCUAAUUUAUAUUGAGCAUCGGUACUAUGGAAAAUCAAUACCAUUUGGAUCAAGGGAAGAAGCACUUAGAAACGCAAACACUCUUGGAUACUUUAACUCAGCACAAGCAAUAGCAGAUUAUGCAGCCAUUCUUAUACAUAUAAAAAAAGAGCUUGAUGCUAACUAUUCUCCCGUGAUUGUUAUUGGUGGAUCAUAUGGUGGAAUGUUGGCUACAUGGUUCCGUCUUAAAUAUCCUCAUGUGGCACUAGGAGCUCUGGCAUCUUCAGCUCCAAUACUUUACUUUGAUGAUAUCACACCACAGAAUGGAUACUACAGUGUUGUCACCAAGGAUUUUAGAGGAGUCAGUGAGACUUGCUAUGAAGCUAUUAAGAAAUCAUGGUCUGAAAUUGAAACGGUUGCUUCUCAGCCUAAUGGCCUUUCCAUUCUUGACCAGGAGUUCAAAACAUGCCGUCCUUUAAGAAGUUCCUCUGAGCUAGAAGACUACCUGUGGUCUGUGUACGCCACUGCAGCCCAAUAUAACCACCCGCCAAAAUAUCCCGUCACCAGGAUAUGUGGUGCCAUUGACAGAGCUUCUUCUGGAAAUGGAAUAAUUAGCAAAAUAGCUGCAGGUGUAUUUGCUUACAGAGGGAAUUUGUCUUGUUAUAUUAAUGAGCCCAGAAAUGCAACUGAAACUGAUGUAGGAUGGAGAUGGCAGACAUGCAGUGAGAUGGUGAUGCCAAUAAGUUCAGACAAUGAUAUGUUUCCACCAUACCCUUUUAACCUUGGAAGCUUCAUCAGUUACUGCAAUCAAUUAUAUGGUGUCCCUCCCAGGCCUCAUUGGGUUACCACCUACUAUGGAGGCCAUGAUAUACAACUCAUCCUUCAGGGAUUUGGUAGCAACAUCAUUUUUUCCAAUGGACUCAAAGAUCCUUAUAGUAUUGGCGGGGUAUUAUACAAUAUAUCAGACAGUCUCCCUGCAGUUUAUACAGCUAAUGGGUCUCAUUGCUUAGACAUCCUUCGCGCAAAUGAAACUGAUCCAGAUUGGUUGGUGACACAGAGAAAGAUUGAGGUUGGUAUCAUUAAAGAAUGGAUCAGUAAGUAUUAUGUUGAUCUAGCAAAGAACAAACAAUAGAAAACUUCCUCAAAGGUGAUGGAAGACACUCUAGUUUGUAGAGAUACAUUUCUGUUGCUCUUCUUCUCCAUUAGAAAGAACCUACAAAAGGGAAUGAAAAGCAUGAUAUGCUUUCUAUUUGAGCUAUCAUUUGAAAAUUUGAACUUGUAAUGACCCACCAAAGAAUGAGAAAUAAAAGAUUCUUGCUGUAUUUAUAUCUUCUCUGUAAGCUUCUAUCUUGUGAUUUUUAAAGUUGUUGCCAUCAUGCUCGUGUAAGAUUAUGCUUUUUCAUUUUCUUUAUUGGUCUGAAGGCACUACUAUAGAACUAAUCAAAACAAACGUGAAGAAUCUUGAAUUGGUUUUAGAACAACGAAGGCAAAAGUUUGAGAAGGGACCACAAUUUUAUUGCAUAUUUGGAAAUGAUGCUUUUUUUGUUAAUGCCUAUAUUUGGUGGCACUUGAAGCAUUUUAUGCAGAUGAAAUCUCUAUAAGUUUCUUGCCUUUAUGAAUUACAAGCAAAUCAAGUCAACCAUUCCACUGGCUUUAACGCAGUGCUUAUGAUCAGUGAAUGAGUAAUGGAAAUCUUAAUGGACACCAAAGAGAUGAAAUUUUUAUUUGGCCUAGAAUACCUUAA
Momordica charantia (bitter melon) is the source of this 2130-nucleotide messenger RNA. RefSeq lists its product as uncharacterized. Lineage: Eukaryota; Viridiplantae; Streptophyta; Magnoliopsida; Cucurbitales; Cucurbitaceae. Gene Ontology annotation, biological process: proteolysis. Gene Ontology annotation, molecular function: dipeptidyl-peptidase activity; serine-type exopeptidase activity. The record is from RefSeq and is a predicted model, not a curated record.